Molecule: messenger RNA, 2978 nt
Organism: Saprolegnia diclina VS20
Lineage: Eukaryota; Oomycota; Saprolegniomycetes; Saprolegniales; Saprolegniaceae
Exons: 19
Coding region: 18-2978 (986 amino acids)
Cellular component (GO): nucleus; cytoplasm
Molecular function (GO): protein binding
Source: RefSeq, a predicted model, not a curated record
AACAAGCUUGCGAUCUCAUGCACAGGCAUACCGCGAUGCACGGAAAAGCACGCGCCGCAUCGCUCCUCUCCGAGACGGACCACGACUCGGAGGAUGAGACGCCCGUCACGACGAGCGAUCCCGCCGAUGCGACCAAGAGCAUGGCGCAGCUCCUCGCCGAGGGCAAAACGGACAUUGUGCGGAAGCGGCUGCAGCAAGCAACGAUUGAUGGCAAGGCCCUCACGCUACGCUUCGAGGGCAAGAGUGUCUUAAACCGGGCCGUCGCUGACGGAUACGACGACGUUGUCAAGCUCGUACUGGAGCGGCCCGAGUUGAACGCCAGCGCUACUGACCUCAUGGGGCCAGCGUUUGUGGCCAUCGGACACCAUCGCCUGGAUAUUGUUCAGCUCCUCGUCGCGGCGUGUCCGGCCUUGUUGACGGCGUCCGCGAACAUGCAGGGGGAAUUUGACGGCGAUUCGAUUGCACAUUACGCCGUCCACAAGCGCGCGACGGCGGUGCUAACAUGGCUCCUUUCGCAGAACCCAUCUUUUGUCCACGCACGCAACAAGGCAGGAAAGACACCACUGCACACCGCCAGCGGCCUACGCGACGUCAAUGCGAUCGCAAUGCUGCUCCGAGCCGGCGCCAAUGCCAAGGCCGUCGACAAUGGAGGCAACUCGGUGGUGCAUACCUUUGUCAUGCUCAUGGACGAAGCGCUCGAGAAGCAUCAUCUCGGUCGUCUCCUUCGUCUCUGUCAUAAUGUGCCGCUCGACAUCAAAAACGAGUUUCAUAAGAUCGCGGCCGACCUCGCUCAAGAUCCCAGCGUGCGGGCGAUGCUGGAGCAAGAAGGCAACUUUCGAUCGCAGUUCCCACUGCACUGCAUGGCCCGCGCCAACGACGCCAGUGGCAUCCAGCAAUGGCUUUUUGAGAUCUCGACCACUUCCAGUGACGCACGGGAGGUCGUGGAAGCAGCGCUCUUCGAUCGGGACAUGGACGGAAAGACCGUGAUGAUGUACGCGGUGGAAGCGCUCGAUAGCAACGCGCAGACGCAAGUCGCUGAGCUCGUUUUGCCCCACUGCACAAAGAAAAUGCUGGCACUGCACGACAAGCAUGGGCGCACUGUCGUCGAGGUGCUAUUGGAGAAAGGACUCGUGUGCAAGGAGAAUGUCGACGGCAUCACCAAUACCGCCACGCUACAAGUGCUUCUGCAUCUCACACGCGAGAAGCAACUACCCCUCGACUACACUCGCAAUACCACAGUGCCGCGCGAGGGAACACCACCGCGGACAUGCGUUGGUGCCUGCUUGGAGACGCGCUGGGCGACCGACACGCUCCUCGCCAAACUUGCAGCCGAGAAAAAGUGGGACGAGCUACAACACCGUCUCGAGGCGUCGCGCGAUAUCGCCACCAUCAACGAACCAGAUGCCCACGGGAACACUGCGUUGCAUUAUGCUUGUUACUUUGGCAACGAACGCAUCUUGGCGCUACUCUUGGAGCAGUUCCAACUCGAGAUUGGUAUCGAGACGUGCUCCGCGGAUGAAUGGACACCCUUGGACCUGAUUCGACGCCCACUGCAUGUCGCAACCACAAACAACCACGCUAUGUGCGUACGCCUGCUCCUUCAAGCAGGUGCCCACCACGGGUUUCGGACCGAUAUCUCCGCGGCUGAUGUCCGAGUACAUCGGAACGAGGCAAGCGAAAAUGGACGUCUGUGCGAGGUCGUUUUGUGUGACAAUUGGCUCCUCGAGAAAGCCUAUCCUGCGUAUUAUCUCGUGCGACUUGUCAACGUCGACGAAGCGCUCGACGGUCUGCAGGCCCAGAAGACACCGCUGCACGUCGCGAUCGAAAAAGGACUACCCAUGUCCAUUUUAGAAGCACUCUUUGCUCAAUUUCGACCAAAUGUGGACGCGCAGUCGACGGACGGAACGAGUGCUCUCAUGAUAGCGGCAAAGCUCGGCAGCUUGGUCAACGUUGAGUAUCUGUUGCAGCACGAAGCCGACAUUGAUCAAGUGGACAAGAACGCGUGCACAGCCCUUCUUCAUGCCGCCAUUCAUGGGCACUUGGCCAUUGUCGAGCUGCUCAUAGUGCACCGCGCCGAUCUCGAUCCCAAGCUGGACGGAAUUCCCAUCGUCGAGAGGCUGCGAUCCGUCUUGCCUGGCGAGAAAAGUGCCAAAUAUGAUCAGAUUCUGCAGCUUCUCGAGAAGGAAGAGCGCGCGAGAGACAACUCGCAAGAGUUUCGCAACAAGCGCGCGCUGAGCAUGAUCACACUGACAACCAGCGAAGUCUUCAAAGAUGACAGCUUCCUCCGCGCGAUUCGCUGCAACGCGACGCUCGGUCCUACGUUCUUGGACGACUGCGUCGACUUGCGUCGCCACGAAGCCAUGUUUUCCAAGUUGGACCUCGUCUACGGCGUGAGUGCUAAACACAGUCCCCUCCGCGCGGUCUUGACCUUGGACCUUCAAGACCCGGACGAGACCUUUGCGACGCAGCAAGCGUGUCUCGAGCAUCCCGCUUUUCGUCGCGUCCUCGAGAUCAACCGCGGCUACUUCAAGAAGGAGAUCCUCGCCAAGCUCGAGAAGCAAACGACAAAGGAACUUCGGGAGUUGCAGUCUCAACUCCUCAGCGCCUGGACCAGCAUGGACGAGUCGGAGGUCGUCAACGACCACGUCAAGUGCGUGAUGCUCUACCAGAUCAACCAACGUACGGUGAUGGAGGCGCUGCUGACCAAGGUCAUGAACACAGUCCUUGCGACAAUGUCCGAAGUCCCUCGCGACGACACUGUCAAGCAAGUCGACGAAGAGAAGGAAGAGUUGCGGCUUGAGCUGACGCAGCUGCGUCAGUCGACCGACAUCAUGGCCAAGCAAUUGGAAGCGAUGGCCCAGCAGAUGGCGGCGAUGAUGGCGCAGCAAGGUGCGAUGUUCUCGCUGCUCCGUGGUACCGAGUCUCGCGGGGAUGGUCUGUCACCGACGGCGUCGAUACGUCGCGUCACUCGCCUCUAG